AUGACUGAUCCUUUGAUUAAAGGUGCUUUGGAUUUAGAUCCUUGGUUAGAACCUUUCCAAGGGGCAUUGAUUCACCGUCAAAAGCAUGCCCAACUGUUGAUCAAUUCGGUGACUGCGGAAUCAAAAAGUACGCUUUCGGAAUUUGCCUCUUCAUACAAGACUUAUGGUAUUCAUGCCAAUUGGGAUGAUCACAGUAUUCAAGUUACUGAGUAUGUUCCAGAUGUUCAAGAAGUUUCGCUUGUUGGAGACUUUAACAAUUGGGACGUUAAUGCGCACAAAUUAAAGUUGCAGAACGAAUUUGGUUUAUGGCACUUGAAAAUCGCGGCAAACGCUGAUGGGUCGUUCGCUAUUCCGCACGAUCUGAAGAUAAAGUUGCUGUUGGUCUUGAGCAGCGGUGAAAGAGUUUUCAGGUUGUCUCCAUGGUUGACUAGAGCCACCCAACCUGAACCAAACAGCGAGGGGAAAGUGGAAAGUCACAUAUACGAGGGAAGAUUUUGGAAUCCAUCUCCUGCUGAUACCUAUCAAUUCAAGAGUCCAAGACCAAUUUUGACCGAUGGAAUUAAGAUUUAUGAGGCCCAUAUUGGUAUUUCGACUCCGGAACCAAAGAUUGGUUCAUAUAAGAAUUUCACGAAGAACAUUCUUCCUGUGAUUCACACAUUAGGUUACAAUACUAUCCAACUUAUGGCUAUUAUGGAACAUGCAUAUUAUGCCAGUUUUGGAUACCAGAUCACCAACUUUUUCGCCAUUUCCUCGAGAUUUGGAACUCCAGAAGACUUGAAGGAACUUGUAGACGAGGCUCAUAGGCUUGGUAUUAGAGUUUUACUUGAUGUGGUGCACUCUCACGCCCUGAAAAAUGUAGAAGAUGGUUUAAAUAUGUUCAACGGAACCGAUCAUUACUUAUUCCACGGUGGUGCAAAAGGAAACCACGAUUUAUGGGACUCAAGGUUGUUUAACUAUUCCAACUUUGAAACUUUAAGGUUCUUGUUGUCGAACUUAAAAUUUUACCUUGACGUUUACAAAUUCGAUGGUUUUAGAUUUGAUGGUGUUACCUCCAUGCUAUACAAGCAUCAUGGAUUGAGUUUCGGCUUCAGCGGUAACUAUAAUGAGUAUUUCUCUGACGAUUAUGUCGACAACGAUGCCAUAGCAUACAUGAUUUUAGCUCAUAAAUUAAUUGAGGAAAUGGGCAAAGAAGAACAUUUUAAAUUUAUCCUGAUUGCUGAAGACGUAAGUGGUAUGCCAACCCUUUGUCUUCCAACGUCUUCAGGUGGUGUUGGAUAUGAUUACAGAUUAUCUAUGGCUAUUCCAGAUAUGUGGAUUAAACUUUUAAAGCAUAAGCAAGAUGAAGAGUGGGACUUUGGUAAUAUUGUCCAUACAUUAACAAAUCGUAGACAUGGUGAAAAUUGCAUUGCUUAUUGUGAAUCUCAUGAUCAAGCACUUGUUGGAGAUAAGACUUUAGCCUUUUGGCUCAUGGACAAAGAGAUGUACACUCAUAUGUCUAAAUUGUCGGAACUUACCCCUAUUAUUGAUAGGGGACUUUCACUCCAUAAACUAAUCAGAUUGAUUACCUUUGCGCUUGGAGGAGAGGGAUACCUUAAUUUUGAAGGUAACGAAUUUGGACACCCAGAAUGGUUAGAUUUCCCAAGAGUUGGUAAUGGCGAGCUGUACAAUUAUGCCAGAAGACAAUUCAACCUUAUCCAAGAUGAUCUACUUCGUUACAGAUUCUUGUUUGAUUUUGAUUGUUCAAUGCAACGAUUAGACACCAAAUAUGGUGUAUUAUCAGCUCCACAAGCUUAUGUUUCUCUUAAGCACGAGCUGGAUAAAGUUGUUGUUUUUGAAAGAGGUGGAUUGUUAUUUGUAUUCAACUUCCAUCCAACCAAUUCUUACCCAGAUUAUAAAUUAGGAAUUGAAACUGCCGGUGUAUAUGAGAUCGUCUUGAACUCUGACGACGAAAAAUUCGGUGGCCAUGGAAGAAUUGAAGAAAUUGAUAAGAAGACUGGUAAACCAUUUGAAUUCUGGACCCAACCUGAAGCUUGGAACAAUAGACAAAACUCUAUUUUAGUUUAUAUUCCAACCAGAACUGCAUUGGUUUUCCAAUUAAAAGAAAAGGUUAAGAAUUAG
This is a messenger RNA of Dujonia railenensis, 2118 nucleotides long. Lineage: Eukaryota; Fungi; Ascomycota; Pichiomycetes; Serinales; Debaryomycetaceae. The record is from the annotation of a GenBank genome assembly.